This is a messenger RNA of Thermothielavioides terrestris NRRL 8126, 513 nucleotides long. RefSeq lists its product as uncharacterized. NCBI's taxonomy places the organism in Eukaryota, Fungi, Ascomycota, Sordariomycetes, Sordariales, Chaetomiaceae. The coding region runs from base 1 to 513 and encodes 170 amino acids. Gene Ontology annotation, molecular function: carboxy-lyase activity. The record is from RefSeq and is a predicted model, not a curated record. The transcript is spliced from 2 exons. Gene Ontology annotation, biological process: secondary metabolic process. Gene Ontology annotation, cellular component: cytoplasm; cytosol.
AUGGCUGAACCCCAAGAUCCCAAGGACGCCAAGUCCAAACCCAGAGUCGUAGUCGACAUCCACACCCACAUGUACCCGCCCGAGUACAUCUCGAUGCUCGCCUCGCGCACCACGCUCCCCCUCGUGCGCAGCUUCCCCUCCACAGGGACCUCGCCCGACCCGGACCCGCGCCUCAUCCUCCUCGAGGCCGAGCUCCCAGCCCUCGAGAAGGCCCUGGGCGACCCCACCGCCCCGGCCCCCGGCCGCCCCCUGACCAAGCACUUCACCUCGGUCGCGGAGAAGCUGCGCUUCAUGCGCACCCACCACAUCGACAUCUCCGUGCUCUCCCUCGCCAACCCCUGGCUGGACUUCCUGCCGCCGUCCACGGCCGCCGCCGUCGCGUGGCAGAUCAACGCCUCGUUCGAGGCCAUGUGCGCCGCCCACCCGGGCAAGCUGACGUGCUCGCCUGCAUCGCCCACAUCCGCACCGCCCUCCCGCACUGCCGCGGCGUCAUCAUGGGCACGUCCGGCCUGA